Molecule: messenger RNA, 431 nt
Organism: Sinocyclocheilus grahami
Lineage: Eukaryota; Metazoa; Chordata; Actinopteri; Cypriniformes; Cyprinidae
Product: LYR motif-containing protein 5B-like
Exons: 2
Coding region: 79-324 (81 amino acids)
Biological process (GO): respiratory electron transport chain
Cellular component (GO): mitochondrion
Source: RefSeq, a predicted model, not a curated record
UUUAUAAACGAGGCCCCUGGAGUGUAGGCCUAUUGUACGCAGAUUGUGGUGGGCUGAGAUCAGAGUAAUCACUGGGAAAUGGCCAACCCACUCCGAGCAGAGCUAGUGCAACUGUACAAAACUGAGCACACUUUGCUGUUUCAUGGACGGGAGUAUCCAAAAGGAGCUGAAUAUUCCAGAGACAGACUGAGGGCUGCAUUUGCCAAGAAUAAAGAUGUGAGCGACCCCGAGAAGAUCAAAGAUCUCAUCAGCCGAGGAGAAUUUGUGGUGAAAGAGCUCGAGGCCCUCUAUUACCUCCGGAAGUACAGAGCCUCAGAGCCUUGAAGAAGCGAUAUUACGAAACGGAGUGAAUAAAAUCACAUGCUACAUGGCAUGAUGCCUGACAUUUACAUAAACAACAGCGAUAGAAUGACUGUAACAGCAACAUAUAU